AUGAAGUCUUUCCUCUGUGCACCAGGCCGGAGGAAGAUGACAUUGGACAUGAACAAUUUGUAAAUUAUUGUAAGUAAAAUGCCGUCAUUUGGCGCAGCAGUGGACACUUCAUAGGCGUAGCGUUUCAGCUCGCUACAGGAGCCGCACACCAGCUCCACAAGCCCAGCGCGCUAGCGGUGAAGGAUCACAUGCACGAUGGCAUCGGAAAGCGAGACCAGUUCUUCUGACCUGAAACAACGUGUUGUCAAUUUGGAGCACCAGAACGUCCGCACUCUACAAGAUGGGAAUAAGCGGUGCUCAGAACUGGAAACUCAAGUGGCCCACUUGCGCAUGCUUCUCGAGCAAAAUGAAGUGGCCCGUCGACAGUCUGACCUGCAAGCGGCCACUGUCAAGGGUGAUGCCGAGAACCAGGCAAUGGCACAUGCUAACGAGUUUGCUGCCUUGCUUCGUAGCAAGCAAGAUGCCGAAGCUCACCUCACAUUUGAAUCCGACCGCGCUAAAGAGUUUGAAGUGGGCCUGACAAGACUCCGUGCCGAGCAUGAAGAGCGCACCGCACACUUUGCUACCGUUCUGCAACAGCGUGAAGCAGAGCUCACUGCUGCUCGCGAGCGAUGCACCGUGGCCACGUCCGAAACAUCUUCACUGGAAAGCAAGCUGGCGGAGCAGACCAGUUUGGCUUCAACACUCCAGGCAAGAGUGGACCGUUUUUCCAGUGACAAUAUGACUCAACGAGAAACUAUUGCUAAGCAAAUGGAGCAACUAGAGAUGGCCAUAGGCCAAAAUCAAGGCCUCGCUGCUCAAGCUAAGGAGCAAGCUGAGGAGCUUGUGGAACUAAGGGAGAAGAUUGAAGCGGAGCGCUCCUCUCACCUGCAAUCUAAGUUCAACUGCGAAGUGGUCCAGCUGCGUCUCAGAGAUGUCGAGACAUCUGCCAAGGCCGAGAGAAGUGCUAGGAACGAGGCAGCGGUGAACUCCAAUCUCUUGCUGGAGCAGCUACGAGAUGCAAAGGAACGGCUAGCAGAAGAACAGACCACCGUGAGAAGUCUUUCCCAGCAGUUGGCCGACUGCACAACGACAUGCACCACCACGGAGAAGACACACAAGGAGACUCUCAGUCGUCUGCAGCAGGCCGAGCAGAGCCUGUCCAAACAGCUGUCACGUGCCAAGGCAGAGUGUGCCAAUGCCAAGACAGAUAAGGAGAAGCUGGAGUCCAGUAUUACACAGCUCCAUCAACAACUACUGACGCUGAUCCAACACGUGGAGAAGUCCGUACAGCGCAGUCAUUCCACACUCAGCAAAACCAGGAGAGUUGGCUUGAAGAAGCAGCCGAGUCGCUUCACUGAUUCCAGCACAGUGACAGAUGCUGACAUUGAUGAGCUGGUCAGAUCACUUGCCACUGUUGUGGGUGGUUACGAGGAGAAGAUAUCCAAGUUGUCCACAACUGUUUCAUCUCUUGACGCCAAGCUAAAGACUACAUCGGAACAGUUUGACAGUCACCAACACAUGGCCACUGAAGCUGACGUUGCACUAAAGAAAGCGCAGGUCAGACUGAAGGAUCUGGAAGGUUCACUACGUAACAAAAGCAGCACUCUGGCUGACAAAGACUUGCAGUUGCGGCAGACCCAGAGUAUGGCGGACGACUUACAGCGCCUGCUGCAGGAGGAGAGAGGCAAACUCCACGCUGCCGAGCUGGCCAAUGCACAGGUGGAAAGGCUACACGCCCAGCAAAUGGUAGAUGCCGAGGAGGCAAGGAGUCAGCAGCUCCAUGGAUUGUGUUUGCAGCUUUCGUUAGCUGCUCGGUCAAGUGUGGCGUCUAGCAAGACGAAGGAUGGAGCGCUGUCCUGGAAGAAGCUGGUGCACCGCUUGGAAUCGGAUAUUGGCUCCACUCUCGGCAGGAUCAAGUCCUCCGAUGAGAAGGUGAAGAGAUUGGAGGCUACACUGCAGGAACGUGAUGUGGACAUCAAGAGACUGCAUCAACUGCACGAGGAGAGCCUGGCAAAGGUAUCCGCUGCCACGUCAAGUCGAGAACAAGCCUGGCAGCAGCAGCGUGACAAGCAGGAGAAGCACAUGUCCGAGCUGAUGAAGGAGGUGCAAGCUAAAAUCCAGGAUGCUCACCUGAUGCUGUCCAACACUGAAGCAGAGCUGCAGUCAGUUAGCCAGGAGAGGGACAAGUACAGGCAUGAGCUGGCCACAUCACAGCAGACUGUGGGAGAGCUCAAUACCUGUUGCCUGGCUUUGCGGGGUACUUCUGCCUUGCUGACGGGCUGUGUGUGGCCGCUCUGUGUUCGUCUGCGCUGCAUGACACAAGCAUUGGCUAUCACCGUGGCUCACUCACAGCGCUUGGAAAUGGCAGCGUCACUAGCAACACAGCUUGCUGAUGCGGUGUCAGAGGAGCUGGCAGCAACAUCGUCGUCGGCUGGCAGCAGUGCUAGUCUGGACAGUGGUGCUGGUGUUCAUCGGCAUGCUUCGGCGACAAGAAGGACAGCAUCUGUACGACUGCAUCCACUGCUACGCUUUCGUAAGUCGGCCAUUGCUGUCCUGGCGUUCAACCGCUUCCGGCGUGUCCUGCACCAUACCAGUGUCCUGUGCAUUGUGCGAGAUUGUCCUGGGGGCCUGGGUCAGAGGCUUCCUGUUUGGGUGUGUGGAGCGAAAGCUAGCCUUGACACACAUGAUACCAUGCCUUCAUCACGUGCUCCUGCCGAUGACGGGCGUGCUUAUCAGCAGAACAGACAGCAGAAGCUCAGCGACUGGAUAUCCUUUGUCCGGAGUCCAGAGUUCCUGGCGAAGAUGAUGGCAUCCAGUGAGCAGCUCUCCGCCCUGCUGCAGGACUUGACAGGCAUGCAGCGCGGUCGUAAACCGUCAGCAACACUGCAGCUCUGUGCUCGCAAUCAGUUAUCAAGCGUUCUCCGCAACGUCAGCGCUCACUUUCAGGCGACCUCGCUGUGGUCGUUUGACGACCAGGGUCACUGGUCUCUUCUGCAUGCGUUACGUGAUGGCCUUCAUCAUGGCUUAGCUCGUAUUGCCAAGGCAUCAUCUUCACAUGCCAACUUUACAGUUUACCAACAGCAUGUAAGUGCUAUGUCAACCAUCCAGCAGCAUGUCAUUAACCUUGCCAACCAGUUGCAGAAAGCCGAGAUCCAGAGCCACCGUCAUCAGCAGAAAGUGCUGGAGCUGCAGCAGGCACUGAAAAAUGCCAACCAACAGUUCAGCCUGACGAACAAGCACCUCUUAUCUGCUGAAAGGAAGGCAUCCAACCUGGUGCCAGUGGAGAGAUUUGACAGCGUGUGCACUGAGAUGAACGCUGGCCUGGAACGCGAGAGGCAGCAGCAGGUGGAGCUGGCUCGUCAGAGAGAUGAACUGCUGCAAAGCAAACACAGGCUUGACUCAGUGCAAGCAGAGAGGCGGAGGCUGGACACUGCACUUCAGCAAGCGAUACAGGACUUGAAAGAUGGGCAUCAAGCAGUUCACAGCACCGAAGGAAGCCUUUCGCUGGCACGCCAACAGUGCAAUGGCCUACAGCAACAGGAGGCAGUCCUGCGUGCAAGACUUUCUGAGCUUCAGAACUCCUUGGUGGUUACCAAUCGGGAGAAGACAUCUUUGCUAGCCUAUUUGCAAGCAGUGAAUUCGGCCAUGGAAACCAUCCAGGACUCUGACCUGUCUGGAGAAGACGCUGCUAAAAUUCUGAAGUCGGCCUUGAGUUCAGCUCGUGACAAGCUGCAGGAUGGCGGUGACUUCACACAAUGCAAGAUGACUUUAGCUAGCAUGGUGGAGGUCUUGUUAAGUUUGGCUAGCAAGCUGGAUGCACGUGAGCGCGACUUGGCUCUGAGCGCAACGCACAUCAAGACGCUGCGCCGAGAACUUAGCUCCGCUUGCCGCCGGCAGCUGAGUGAGGCCACAGUGCAGCUGGCCAAGUCCGUCGUGGCCGAUGACGAGGAUGGUUUCUAUGGCGAAGUGGAUCUGUCUAAGCUGGGACACUUUCUCGGAGAGCAGUCGUCCCAUUCUACGGGAACGUCACAAGCGACUAUUCCCCUUCGUGGACAAGCGGACAGAUCAUCAUUCUCUCAUAGGACGCGUCACACCCAACUGAGAGAUCCCACAAAGAAUCAGACUGAUAACUUAGAUGUCCAGGGACUCGGAGCAGAUCUCUCUGCUAAGCUUUCGGCUGCCAUCGCCUCAUCUUGAGCACUUCCUCCACAACUCAACUGCAACCAAACAGCUGGCAGCUGUAGCAUCAUGCGGUUACUACUGAGUCACCUGUCAAAGUCCGGCAAGAAGAAGCCAGAGAAGAGAGCAUGUGUUGCCUCCAUGCAGCCAGGUUUGAUAUGGGAGCAGGCCAGGUGCUGUACCACAUUCUCACUGGGUUUGACCCGGGACAACUUUUUCACCCUUGAGAACAAUUUCUCAACUAGUGUUGGCAAUUGAGGAAAGCCCUCCACUUGUGUGGCAGUAGUAGUAUUAGCGGCACCACUACAAUUCACCUAGUGACACGUGACCACUAUGCGUUUCUGAAUGCAGCACUGUGGUACAUGUACAUGUACAACUGUUAUUAGCAAGAGUACACCAGUCCAUAUGAUUAACAUGACUACGUGUAAUUAUCCUAUGAUGCACAGAGAGAGAGAGAGAGAGAGAGAGAGAGAGAGAGAGAGAGAGAUUGAUAAAAAAACGAUUUGUAUUUUCCUUUUUCUGCUAGAUUGCGAGAGAGAGAAAUCCUGCUACCCGUUGAACGAGAAGCAUACUUGUACUUGUAAUAUAUUAGACAUUCUGUAGUUUCCAAGUAGUAUGCUGUGCAGCAGCUGGCGUUACACCGCAGGACUGUACAGAGUCGUUUGCCGACGGCAUGAGUGGAUAGCUCCUCCAGUUUGAGCCGAAGUUCACUCUCAGCCAUGACAAUGUGUUGAGCGUCUGUUGUUAGGUGGUGUUGUCCUUAUGUCGAGGCAGUUUAAAUUUUAGUUUGUGCGGCUCCUUUUUUAUCUGAGCUCAGCGUGCUCACUUUGAUGGUUGAA
Sycon ciliatum is the source of this 5000-nucleotide messenger RNA. RefSeq names its product coiled-coil domain-containing protein 171-like. The transcript is spliced from 32 exons. The record is from RefSeq and is a predicted model, not a curated record. Bases 196 to 4179 code for a protein of 1327 amino acids. Lineage: Eukaryota; Metazoa; Porifera; Calcarea; Leucosolenida; Sycettidae.